This is a messenger RNA of Telopea speciosissima, 1294 nucleotides long. Its product is annotated as probable purine permease 5. Gene Ontology annotation, cellular component: membrane. Lineage: Eukaryota; Viridiplantae; Streptophyta; Magnoliopsida; Proteales; Proteaceae. The transcript has 2 exons. Gene Ontology annotation, molecular function: purine nucleoside transmembrane transporter activity. The record is from RefSeq and is a predicted model, not a curated record. The coding region runs from base 80 to 1201 and encodes 373 amino acids.
ACAUAUAUGGUUGGGGAAUUGGGAUUGUCUAAAUUCUCAUUUUCUGUCUUUAACAAGCGACAGGAGAAAGAAGCUCUCCAUGGUUUCUCAAGGUAGAAGUUCUGCUCCAAUGGAGGUCGAUCCUUCCGCCCAAUUAGAGGAAGAUGCAUCAGCAGGACCUUUGGUUUCAUUCCGGGUCAAGCUCUCCAAACUUGGUACCAUGGCUUGGGAAACAUAUAGAAGGAAGCCAAUCUCACAUUGGAUUCUGCUAUUUAUAAGCAGCGGAGCAAUGCUUGUGGCUUUUCCUGUUUCCAGCCUCUUAUCCCGUCUCUAUUAUGCUGAUGGGGGAAAGAGCAAGUGGAUCAUCUCAUGGGUGGCAGUUGCAGGUUGGCCUCUAACUGCUCUGUUCUUAGCUCCCAUGUACUUUUUGGGUAAAUACAAGCCUACUGCUCUCACCUACAAACUCACUCUCUCUUACAUUGUGCUGGGUUUCUUAAGCGCUGCUGACAACCUUAUGUAUGCAUGGGCCUAUGCCUACCUCCCGGCGUCCACUGCUUCUCUUCUAGCCGCAUCCUCCCUUGUGUUCUCAGCUUUGUUUGGAUAUUUUCUAGUGGGAAACAAAUUAAACAGUGACACAGUAAAUGCAAUAGUUAUCAUAACUGCUGCCAUGGUUAUCAUUGGCUUGGAUUCAGGAUCAGAUCGAUAUAGCAAUGUCAGCAACAGACAAUAUAUCAUGGGAUUCAUUUGGGACAUCUUGGGAUCUGCCCUCCAUGGACUCAUCUUUGCUCUUUCAGAGCUAGUUUUUAUAAAGUUACUUGGAAGAAGAUCCUUCCAUGUUGUGUUGGAGCAACAGGUCAUGGUUUCUCUGAUUGGUUUUGUGUUUACCACGAUUGGAGUCAUUGCCAAUAGAGAUUUCCAGGAGAUGAAAAUGGAAGCUGGAAGUUUCAAGCAUGGAGAAGCCGCUUACAAUAUGGUUCUCAUCUGGGCUGCUAUUGCUUUCCAACUGGGUGUUUUGGGUGGCACUGCUGUACUCUAUUUGGCUUCCACUGUGCUGGCUGGUGUUCUAAAUGCAGUAAGGGUUCCUCUAACAAGCAUUGCAGCAGUUAUCCUGUUUAAUGACCCUAUGAGUGGUUUCAAGAUCCUCUCAUUGAUCAUUACAUUUUGGGGAUUUGGAUCAUAUAUGUAUGGUGAAUCCACCUUAAGUAAAGGGUCCACAUCAUAAUUGGUUGCCUAAAUGGAAAGAUGUAUCAUUGUUAACACUUCUGUAUUAUUCAGUAGGGGCUAAGGCUCCCUUUGUUAUAAUUUCUAUUUGCAU